CAGCUGUCAAAACAACCAUAAACAGAUACCACGUCAAUGCGGGAGGCGUUUAAUCAGCUGGUAAAUUGCGCGAGAAUAUUCAAACAAACCCCAAACCGCGAGUGAUAAGGAGCGACGGAAAGCGCACCGACACGUACACUGAUUUGGUACAAUUGUAAAGGAAAAACUCUUUGUGAAAAAACAGCCACCAAUUGAACGCCCGCAGUAUUGUCCUAUAGCAUGCAACAACCACCAGCAGCACCACAACCAUGACUUUCGACAUCGAACGCAAGCGUUUGGAGCUGUGCUAUGGGACGUUCGGUACCAACGCGAAUGGCACCUCGGCCACAUCGAAGGUGAGCGAACGAAAGCGUAGGAAAAGUUCCACCUCUUCCGAACAACCAAACACCCCGCACAGACAUCGGAAACGGUCCGCGAGUGAAACGGGGACGCUAAACGCAACGCACCAACAACGAUGGCCGCAACAUUUGCUCCAAACCAAAUGCCAUGUUAUCACCAUCUUUGCCAGUGGCGUGCUCUUUUCGGUGCUCAUGCUUAUCCUGCUGGACUUUGUCCCGUCAUCGCCUUACCGACAGACGGCCGGACCGUCGGUGCGGCGCGUUGGUUCCGAGAGUGGACGGGCACUGUACGCACCGCGUCAUCUUCCGGAUGAAUCGCUGCUACGGUUGGCGGAUGAAACGCGCGUGAUGGAACCGUACCUGCCGGCGAGGAAGCUGGUCACCGCAAAACCGUCCGAGGAGAAGCAGGACACACUAACGAAUGAACAGGAAGCGCUCGGAUCGCUUAAAAUGGCACUGGAAAUGAAACAGCUCGGGAAGGAUGAUAAAGCGCUGCGAUUGUUUCAGCACGCACUUGCACUGUCUCCCAAGCAUCCGGAAAUCCUUACCAAGUACGGCGAAUUCUUGGAGCACAACCGGCAGGAUGUGGUAUCGGCCGAUCAGUACUACACACAAGCCCUGACGGUUAAUCCGUACUACUCGGAUGCGCUUGCUAACCGACAGCGAACGGCACAAAUCGUGGAACAGAUGGAUGCUAAGCGGUUCGAAGCGUUGGAUCGGAAGCGAGAUGCGUUGAGUUCGGUGCACGCUUCCAAUAUGGCGUUAAAGCGUGCGGAAAAGGAAGCGUACAUCCAGCACAUUUACCAUUCGGUCGGAAUUGAAGGAAAUACGAUGAGCCUAGCCCAAACGCGCUCGAUUUUGGAAACGCGUAUGGCCGUGGAUGGGAAGAGCAUCGAUGAGCACAAUGAAAUUCUCGGGCUGGAUGCGGCCCUUAAGUACAUCAACGCGACCCUGGUGAACAAAAACGAUUACAUUACGCUAAAGGACAUCCUGGAGAUCCAUCGGCGUGUGCUCGGGCAUGUGGAUCCGAUCGAGGGUGGUGAGUUUCGUCGGACGCAAGUGUACGUCGGAGGUCAUAUACCGCCCGGACCCGGCGAUUUAGCGAUUCUGAUGGGACGGUUCGAAAACUGGCUCAACUCGGAGCAGGUGUUCUUGAUGCAUCCGGUAAAGUACGCCGCCAUGGCACACUACAAACUCGUACACAUACAUCCGUUCAGUGAUGGGAAUGGUCGUACGUCUCGGUUGCUGAUGAACACGCUGCUGAUGCGGGCGGGCUACCCGCCGGUGAUAAUACAGAAGCAGCAUCGCCACAAGUACUACAACUAUCUGCAGCUGGCCAACGAAGGCGAUAUCCGUCCGUUUGUACGAUUUAUAGCGGAUUGUACCGAGCGCACGCUGGAUCUGUAUCUGUGGGCAACGAGUGAGCUGUCCCAUCCGGUUCCGCUGUUGGCGCAGGAAAGCAUGGAAGGAAUGCCGCUCAUUUUCAACAGCUUUACCGAGGAGGGAGCCGACGUCGGUAGCGGUGCAGGUGAUACGAUACGGAUAGGUGUUAUUUGAUAUUGGCUUCUAGUGGCCCUGGCUGGAACAGUGGCUCUCGGUGUGUGCGUGUGAGUGAUACUGUUUGUAAAUAGGUUUGUUAUACUGCACACGUAUUUGAAAUACCGUCUUCUUACUAGAUAAGCAUGUUAACUUAUUUCGUUGUCCGUUUUUUAAAACAAAAACUCUGUCUUCUUGUUACCGUCUCGUACCAUCCACAUCUACAAAGAAAUCGAGUCCCUCGGGACACGUGGAGAACGAUAGUCGUGUGAUCGAAAGUCCAGCAGGUUUAAGGCUGGGGAUCUACCAAAAACAAAACGCGCACAACAGAAACGGAACGCCAAAACAAUAGUGUCCGUACAGAUAUUAGUCAAUCGAAACAGCAAAUGUGAGUCCUACCUUGUUUGUGAUACUGUGAUUAUUUUUAGCAACUACGUAGCGUGGUAGAUUUCCCACAUGUACAAUAAACUAGCAAAUUUUAUUCAUCAAAA
Anopheles stephensi (Asian malaria mosquito) is the source of this 2365-nucleotide messenger RNA. RefSeq names its product protein adenylyltransferase Fic (gene Fic). Lineage: Eukaryota; Metazoa; Arthropoda; Insecta; Diptera; Culicidae. Bases 249 to 1895 code for a protein of 548 amino acids. Gene Ontology annotation, molecular function: protein binding. The record is from RefSeq and is a predicted model, not a curated record. The transcript has 2 exons.